UAAGCUACUACAUACACAUAUAACGAAUCAUCACUGCAUGUCGGCAACAAUCACUCAAGCGGUCCCGGAUAGUCUCCGAGUAUGUACUGUGUGUGCUGCAAACAAUAAUAGAUCCAUGGAAGCCCACAAACAAUUGAAAGAUGCUGGCUACAACAUCAAGUCAUUUGGAACUGGUUCAGCUGUCAGAUUACCAGGACCUACCAUAGACAAACCCAAUGUGUAUCAGUUUGGUACUCCUUAUGAAGAUAUAUACAACGACUUAAUGUCACAGGACUGCCGCAAGUUAUAUGAGUCAAAUGGCUUGAUCCACAUGUUAACCAGAAAUAAGCAAGUUAAGAGAGCACCUGAACGGUGGCAUGCAAACUCAUACGCCGGGAAAUUUGACUUGGUAAUAACAUGUGAAGAGAGAUGUUUUGAUUCGGUGGUGGAUGAUUUGAUGUUCCGUUUACACAACAAUGACUACAAUGACAAUGAGGUCAAACAAGUGGUACAUAUCAUAAAUAUCGAUAUCAAGGAUGACAAUGAGAAUGCCGUGAUAGGUGGAAACGGGAUCGUAAAACUCGUGGGAAUGGUCCACAACUUCAAGAGACAAGAGAAGAAGAAAUUGGCCGAAGGUACGAUUGAUGAUGUGAGUGAUGCGAUUUUGGAGGACCAGAUGAUGGGAAUUUUGGCCGAGUGGCAGAAGGAUCAUGCCCAUCUACAAACUAUUUACACGUGUGCGUACUACUAGAAGCCGAAGAUGUAUAUACCGUAUAUAACAGCAUUUCAAUCUUAUAAAAAUGAGAA
Messenger RNA from Yamadazyma tenuis ATCC 10573, 786 nucleotides. RefSeq names its product RNA polymerase II subunit A C-terminal domain phosphatase (gene SSU72). Lineage: Eukaryota; Fungi; Ascomycota; Pichiomycetes; Serinales; Debaryomycetaceae. Gene Ontology annotation, cellular component: mRNA cleavage and polyadenylation specificity factor complex; nucleus. Gene Ontology annotation, biological process: termination of RNA polymerase II transcription. Gene Ontology annotation, molecular function: RNA polymerase II CTD heptapeptide repeat phosphatase activity. The record is from RefSeq and is a predicted model, not a curated record.